AUGAACAAUGACUCUUCCUCAAAAUAUUCUCCGAUACGGAAGAACGCUCACUCACCAACACCGUAUUUGCCCUCAAAAACCCCCAAUGGCGAUGAACCUUCGAAAGCUACUAAUGAGAAAAGACUCAUUGCUCAGAGGUUCAAGCUAGACUUGGAAGCUGCUCACGCCGACGAAGCGGCUUCGCAGUCUCUUAGCCCGCUAGGUCUUGUCCCAGGCUAUCCAGAUUCGAAGAGACAUACUUAA
This is a messenger RNA of Letharia lupina, 243 nucleotides long. RefSeq lists its product as uncharacterized. The record is from RefSeq and is a predicted model, not a curated record. Bases 1 to 243 code for a protein of 80 amino acids. Lineage: Eukaryota; Fungi; Ascomycota; Lecanoromycetes; Lecanorales; Parmeliaceae. The transcript is spliced from 2 exons.